Messenger RNA from Microthlaspi erraticum, 4218 nucleotides. Lineage: Eukaryota; Viridiplantae; Streptophyta; Magnoliopsida; Brassicales; Brassicaceae. The record is from the annotation of a GenBank genome assembly.
AUGGCGUCAGAGGCAGACCAAAGCUUCAUAGACCUCUCAUGGUUUCUUCAAGCAAUCAAAGACCCAUCACAAAACUGCUUCAAUCUUCAAACCUUAUCCUUCACCUCCACCGGCAAAACCACGCAUUGUCAGCUCAUAACAGACAACACCAUGAACAUCAACGUCACCAGAGCCAACCUCACUUCACUUUCCCAGAUCUUCAUCGAGCUAGCAACAACUCUAGAGACCCAGCCAUCUCUCAGGAACCUCGAAUUCGGAGGAAUCUCGUGGGAAGUCGAGAUAUUGCAGAGCCUUGGCUUGUUGCUCGACAACACCUCGAAGAUAAAGCAGCUUGCUUUCAGAAAGAACAGGUUCAGCGAACAAUGCCUGAGCGAGCUCUCAGAGAUUUUAAAAAGAAACACUUCGAUGAAAGAGAUUAUGUUCCUAGAGUCGAGAAUCGGAAGCAGAGGAGCUACGCUUCUCGGGUCGGCUCUCGAAGUAAACGACUCGUUAGAGGAAUUGCAGAUUUGGGAAGACUCAAUUGGGUCAAAAGGAGCAGAAGAGCUCUCGAAGAUGAUAGAAGCAAACUCAAGUUUGAAACUUUUCUCCAUUUUCGACUCGAAUCCCUCCACCGCGACGCCAUUGAUAUCUGCCGUUUUGGGUAUGAACAGAGACAUGGAGGUUCACGUCUGGAGCGGAGACCACAAACGAGACAGAAGCUCAAAGGUCGUUGAGUUCUUGCCUGAGAGCAACACUCUCAGGAUCUACCAGAUUGACAUUUCCGGCUCUUGCAGAGUCGCUGCAGCGUUAGGGAUGAACACAACGGUGAGGUCUCUAGACAUGACCGGAGCGAAGCUGAAUUCACGGUGGGCGAAGGAGUUCCGAUGGGUUCUCGAGCAGAACAAGACUCUCAGAGAAGUGAAACUCUCCAAAACCGGUCUCAAAGACAAAGCCGUCGUGUAUCUUGCAGCUGGACUUUUCAAGAACAAGAACUUGCAGAGUUUGUACGUUGAUGGGAAUCGGUUUGGAAGCGUUGGUGUAGAGGAUUUGCUUUGUCCAUUGAGUAGAUUCUCUGCUCUGCAGUUGCAAGCAAACAUCACACUCAAGACAAUCGUCUUUGGAGGUUCCAACACAAAGAUCGGAAGAGAUGGACUCACCGCGGUUUUGAAGAUGGUGACGACGAACGAGACGGUGACACAUCUCGGGAUUCACGACGAUGCGAGCCUAGGACCUGAUGACUUCGUGCACAUCUUCAAGAACCUGCAGAAGAACGCGUCUUUGAGACGGGUUUCGUUGCAAGGAUGCAGAGGUGUUAGAGGUGAUAGAGUCUUGGAGGCAAUCACUGAGACACUGCAGGUUAAUCCGUUGAUUGAGGAGAUUGAUUUAGCAAGAACUCCGCUUCAUGAGUCAGGGAAAGCAGAUGAGGUUUAUCAGAAGCUGGGGCACAAUGGUGGGACGGUUGAUGAUGAAGUGGAGAUGGAUUCGCUUAAGGAUAUGCCACUCACUGAGCCAAAGAGUGUCAGAGCUUUCCUCUGUGGACAAGACUAUGCAGGCAAGUCAACAUUAUUGAACUCUAUAUUGCAAAGUUUCUCUGCUUCUUCCGGUUUUCCUUAUGCUGAGAAUGUGAGGACUUUGAUGAACCCUGUGGAGCAAGCUGUUAAAACGGUUAGUGGGAUGAAGAUAAAGACGUUCAAGGACGAGGAAACGAAGAUCUCGCUGUGGAAUCUCGCCGGGCAGCAGGAGUUAUACGCUCUUCAUGAUCUUAUGUUCCCAAGUCCUUGUCUCUUCUUGAUUGUAUUGAGCUUGUUUAGGAAACCGAGCAAUAAAGAGCCCAAGACGCCAGGAGAAGUUGAAGAAGAGCUUCAAUACUGGCUUAGAUUUAUUGUUUCCAACUCGAGAAAAGCGGGACAACAGUGCAUGAACCCGAACGUGACGAUUGUUCUCACGCAUUCGGAGAAAAUUAAUCAGCACCAAUCGGAGAGCUUUCAGGCGACUGUUGGUUCUAUUCAGAGACUGAGAGAUAAGUUUCAAGCUUUGGUUGAUUUCUAUCCGACUGUGUUCACUGUCGAUGCAAGAUCAUCUCCUUCGGUUAGCAAACUCACACAUCAUAUUCGGAUGUCAAGCAAAGCCAUCUUACAAAGAGUCCCUCGUGUUUAUCAGCUUUGCAAUGAUAUGGUACCGCUCUUAUCAGACUGGAGAUCAGAGAAUUCAAACAAACCUGUUAUGAGAUGGAAAGCCUUUGCGGAUCUCUGCCAGUUCAAGGUUCCUUCUCUGAGGAUAAAGUCUCGCAAUGAGAACGUUGAGAUUGUGGAGACAAGACGGCGAGCCAUAGCCACUUGCCUUCACCAAACAGGAGAAGUGAUUUACUUUCAUGAGUUGGGAUUUUUAAUACUAGACUACGAAUGGUUUUGUGGAGAGGUUCUUGCUCAGUUGAUAAAGCUUGAUGUAAGAAAGCAAAGCACUGGGGAAAGAAAUGGGUUUGUUAGUAGGAAAGAGCUGGAGAAGAUUCUGAAAAGUAGUUUGCAGAGUCCAAUCCCAGGGAUGGCCUCAAAGGUACUUGAGCAUUUAGAUGCAGGUGACCUUGUGAAGAUGAUGAAGAGAGUAGAGCUUUGCUAUGAACAAGACCCUUCCAAUCCAGACUCUUCAUUAUUGGUUCCAUCGAUUCUUGAAGAAGGCAGAGGAAAGAAUCAGAAAUGGCAGAUAAACACACAUGACUGUGUUUAUUCAGGCAGGCAUCUUCAGUGCGAUGAUUCAAGUCACAUGUUCUUGACAGCUGGUUCCUUCCCUCGUAUACAGGUGCUUCUUCACAACAGAAUCAUGGAACUGAAGAACCAACAUGGGGCGACUUAUAGCCUUGAGAAGUACCUCAUAGUGCUUCUUCACAACAGAAUCAUGGAACUGAAGAACCAACAUGGGGCGACUUAUAGCCUUGAGAAGUACCUCAUAGCUAUAACGAUCCAAGGCAUUAAUAUUAGAGUGGAGCUUGGAGGACAGUUGGGAAAUUACAUCGAUGUUCUUGCUUGUUCAACAAAGACCUUGACAGAAACUCUGAGGCUCAUAAACCAGCUAAUAAUUCCGGCUAUCCAGAACAGCUGCCACGGUGUAAUCCUCCUUGAGCACAUCAUAAGACCACAAUGCGUCCAGGACUUAACUCCACCGCGAUUCAGACAAAGUCAGUUUGUUUCCCUCCAGAGGCUAAAAGAAGCAUUGUCAUCAGUUCCUGCAGAGACUAUGUAUGACUAUCAACACACAUGGGACUCUGUUCAAGAUUCUGGCAAGACUGUUCUUAGAGAAGGGUUUGAUUUAGCACGUGACCUCUUCUCUGAUGAUGAUUUCAGAGAAGUACUGCAAAGAAGGUACCAUGAUCUGUACAGCUUAGCUCAAGAGCUACAAGUUCCCACCGAGGACAACCCUGAUGCAGUACCAGUGACCAAUGAGCUGGAAACAGUUGAUCCUAGCUUCGGUGGAAUCGCUAAAGGUGUAGAAGCAGUACUCCAGAGGCUGAAGAUUAUCGAGCAAGAGAUACGAGACCUGAAGCAAGAGAUCCAAGGACUGAGAUACUACGAGCACAGGCUUCUGAUCCAGCUUCACCACAAAGUGAACUACCUUGUCAACUACAACGUCCAGAUGGAUGAGAGAAAAGUUCCAAACAUGUUUUACUUCAUUAGACCAGAGCAAUACGGGAGAAGACUGAUCACAUCAAUGGUUCCUGGGAUGGUUUCUCUAAGGAUACACAUGCUAUGCGAGUUUAGACGGGAAAUGCAUGUUGUGGAAGAUCAGCUUGGGUGUGAUGUGUUUCAGCUAGACAGCUACGCUGUGAAGUGCUUGGCUCCAUACAUGGCAGGCUUCAUGACACUGCUUACUUUUGCACUGAGGAUAGGAGCAAACUGGGCAGCUGGGAUGGGACACAUGAUACCUGACUUGGGCCACGCCAUCGCUCACCUUGCCACCAACCCGUCUGUCAUAGCUGGAGCGGCUGGAGCUGCAGGAGCCAUGGGGGUUGCUGCUGCUGUUGGUAGGAACCGAGGCAGAGAUAGAGGUAUUCAAGAGCAAGACCAAAGAGAAGCUCAACAGUGGCUCAUUGAUUACUUGAGGGAACAGAAUUGUUCAACCGGGAAGGACAUUGCGGAAAAGUUUGGCUUGUGGCGAGUUCGAUACAGAGAUGAUGGGUCCAUCGCCUGGAUCUGCAAACGGCAUAUGAUCACCAGAGCCAAUGAAGUGAUCCAAGUUCCUCUCUGA